Pneumocystis murina B123 is the source of this 597-nucleotide messenger RNA. RefSeq lists its product as hypothetical. Bases 1 to 597 code for a protein of 198 amino acids. The record is from RefSeq and is a predicted model, not a curated record. The transcript has 5 exons. NCBI's taxonomy places the organism in Eukaryota, Fungi, Ascomycota, Pneumocystomycetes, Pneumocystales, Pneumocystaceae.
AUGUCGUUUCAAGACAAACUUCAGGCUCAUGUUUCAAGAUUAGAUAAAGAGCUAAGUCAAUAUUCAUGUUUAAAUCAGUUUGAGCGGCAGUGGGGUAUUAAAAAAGUUUAUGCAGUUGGAGGAAUUAUAGGAAUAUAUUUUUUUCUUAUUUUUGUUAAUGUGGGAGGCCGUUUUUUAUCGAAUGUAUUAGGAUGUUUAAUUCCUAUGUAUUAUUCGGUAUUAGCUAUUGAAUCGUCGAAUAAAGCAAAUAAUACACAAUGUCUUUCGUAUUGGGUUAUUUAUGGAUUUUUAAUUCUAAUUGAACAUUAUGAACAAUCUUUGCUUUAUUGGUUUCCAUUUUAUUAUUUUUUCAAGUCAAUUUUUAUUCUUUAUCUUUCACUUCCUCAGUUUAAUGGUGCACAAACUAUAUAUUGGACAUUUUUUCAUCCAUUUUUUAUAAAAUAUUGUUCGAAAACAACUCUAGUACCAACGCAGGAUGUAUCUAAGGUUAAAGAUGUAUCUAAGGUUAAAGAUGUAUCUGAGGUUAAAGAUGUAUCUGAGGUUAAGGAAGAUAUAGCAGCUAUAUCUGAAUCAGAUUUGCAUUCUCAUUCUCAAUGA